AUGAUUGCCGCAGAGCCCCGCACUUUACCAGAAGGAGAAUCGCCAGACUUGAUCCUAGUCCCCGCCACCCCCUCAGAGCGCAUUGCCUCCAUCAAACUGAACAGUUCGGAAUGGAAGGGUCCACUAGACGUGGACUCCUAUAUAGCUCGCGAGAACCAUCUACUCCAGCAGCGAUUGACCCGCGACGGACUGACGUGCUGGGUCCUAGUGGACCGACACGAGCCAGAAGAUAAUCGCACGAUUCUCAGCGCGUGUGAAUCCUACCGCAAGACUGCGUUCCUUGCUCAUGGGGGACGGGUCGAGAGGGUGGCCACGCACGGGGUGGGGAGUGUUUACUGCCGGGCUGAUUUCCGGGGGAAAGGGUAUGCGAAGCGGAUGAUGGAAGAGCUGAGUGUGAAGCUUGAGACGUGGGAGAUGGAAAGUGAGGUUAGGGGGAGGUCGUUGUUUACGGUGCUGUUUUCUGAUAUCGGGAAGAAGUUCUACGCCCAAUUUGGCUGGCGGCCUUUCUUAUCUUCGCAUAUGUCGUUACAGGCUAAGGAGGGUGGGGAUACGGGGGCACGAGAGCUGUUCGCGGAGGAUGUGCAGGUGAAAUUGUGCAGCGAGGAAGUUUUGGGGAAAUUGCAUGAUCGAAUGCUGGUGGCGUCGCAGAACUCGCCUGGUGCGAAGAUCGCUAUUGUGCCGGACUUUGAUCAUUUCGUGUGGCAUUGGGCUAGGGAGGAGUUCUAUGCGGAGAAUCUGUUCCCGCAGCGAUCUCCGCCGGUGGUCAAGGGCGCCGGUGUGGACGAGGCUGGUGUCUAUUGCGUCUGGAAUCGGAACUUCGGCGAGUUCCCUCAUGAAAACGUGCUUUACAUCCUGCGGUGGGUGUAUGAUGAGCCGACGUCGCCAACAGAAGAGCAAGCUGUGAUCCAGGCCAUGGCUGCCAUUCUCCGACGAGCUCAGCAUGAGGCGCACGAGUGGAACAUGGGCAAGAUUCACUUCUGGAACCCAACUCCUUUGCUGCAGAAGGCCGUGGCAUUGGUCGACCCGAAGUCCGAACUUGUGCACCGCGAAAAGGACAGCGUCGCUAGCUUGCGAUGGACGGGCGAGGCCCAAGGGUUGGGUAAAGACGUUGAAUGGUGGUUGAAUGAGAAGUACGCCUGGUGCUGA
Molecule: messenger RNA, 1146 nt
Organism: Penicillium brevicompactum
Lineage: Eukaryota; Fungi; Ascomycota; Eurotiomycetes; Eurotiales; Aspergillaceae
Exons: 1
Coding region: 1-1146 (381 amino acids)
Source: RefSeq, a predicted model, not a curated record